Messenger RNA from Triplophysa dalaica, 2625 nucleotides. RefSeq lists its product as uncharacterized. The record is from RefSeq and is a predicted model, not a curated record. Bases 129 to 1475 code for a protein of 448 amino acids. The transcript has 7 exons. Lineage: Eukaryota; Metazoa; Chordata; Actinopteri; Cypriniformes; Nemacheilidae.
CUUGUAGUUCAUUCUGCAGGAGGUAAAGGCUUUGUGAGUCGGCCUCAGAGGUACAAAAACAACGUAGUUUCAUAAAACCAACGGACAAUCUUCAUGAAGAAUUGAUACUCAAGGGAAUCAACAGAAAAAUGAAGAACAGGAUUGUGUCUUUAUUACUCGUGUGCGGUGUGUUUUGUGUUGAUGCAGAUGAAGUGAAGUCAGUGUCAGUGAUGGAGGGAGAUUCUGUCACACUACACACUAAUGUCACUGACAUACAGACAUCUGAUGUGAUACGGUGGAGGUUUGGAGAAGGUGAAUCCAGGGAUCUUUUAGUUGAUAUUGAUAAAAACUGUAUUAGUUAUAAUGGUCCAUUCAAAGACAGACUUCAGACAGACAUUCAGACUGGAGAUCUCACCAUCACAAACAUGAGAAUCAAACACUCUGGACCCUAUGAAGUACAGAUCAGCAGAGCUGGAACAAUAUACAAGAGAUUCAGUGUUAAUGUCACAGUUGCUCCAAGUGUUGUCAGUGCUGGUGAUGUGAAGUCAGUGACUGAGGGAGAUUCUGUGACUCUACACACUGAUGUCCAAACACAGAGAGAUGAUCUGAUACUGUGGAGGUUUGGAGAUGAUGGUGUUCUCAUAGCUAAAGUGGAUAAAGAAGACAAUAAGAGCUCAAUAUAUGAUGAUGUUCUUGAUGGGAGAUUCAGAGACAGACUGAAGCUGGAUCCUCACACUGGAUCUCUCAUCAUCACAAACACCAAAACCACAGACACUGGACUUUAUAAACUAAAGAUCAGCAGCAAUAGAGACAUAAAAUACAAGACAUUCAGUGUUUCUGUCAGUGAUGGAGGUCUAUCUUCAGGAGAUGUAGUUGGAAUAGUGUUUGGUGUCCUGCUGUGUAUUGUUGUUGUUGUGUUUGUGUUUCGCCGCAUUAAUUAUGAACGUCAGAAUCGAAAGGUUACAGAAAAGACAGUGAUUGAGAACAAGAGUUCUGUCACUCUUGAGUCUGAUGUCACUGAACUCCAGUCUGAUGAUGUGAUCGAGUGGAGCUUUAGAGAUAAAGUGAUAGUCAUAUUCAGUAUGAACAACAAGCUCUUUACUGAUGAACAGAGAUUCAGAGACAGACUGAAGAUGAAUGAUCAGACUGGAUGUCUCAUCAUCACAAACAUCCGAACAGAAGACGCUGGACUGUAUAAAGUAAAGAUCAGCAGCAGCAGUCGAGUGAAAUCAUUCCUUCAGUUCAUCACCGGUGGAGGACCAUCAUACUAUCAAUUCAAUGUUAUUGUUACAGUUGAAGAGAUGAUAGAAGCAGAAGUGUUGGCAGAUUCUGUUUCUCCAGAGAUUGAUGUUACUGAAAGGGAGACUGGUGAUGUGAGAGCAGGUGCUUCAUGUAUUGUUUAUGUCAGGGAUGUUGUGACAGAUUCAGCAGGAUCAGCAGAAGAUGACUCCCCAACAGUUGUGAAUCCUUUACUGAAUGAAGCAGAAGAUGCUUGAUCAGCUGAUAGAUGCUUAAUAUCACUUCUGUAACAUCAUCUACAGCAGCGUGUCUCGAUGGAGGCAACAUUUGAUAAUUUGGAUAUUCUUUGGGGGGCGUUUGAAAGUUUAUACCAAAUAUAGUCGAGCGUGACAGUGAGCACCGCACGAUACACUCACAGAGCUUGUGACAUGCAUCCAAAAUUCUGCUGCUUCACGCCGGACAAAGCUCUUCACGGCACUCGCAAACAGGUAUUAAGAAACAUAUCAAUAAGUUGUUAUUCUCCUCGAGAUGCGAGCAGCACCUUGUCUGUAUGAAACGUUUGGAAAAGUGUGUACCUUUACUCUUGAGUGUUUGUCUUAAAGAAAUCUGUACUUUUACUUCAUUACACUACGUGACGUUCCUUCAUCCCUGAGUGAAUGAUUCUUUUGAGUCGAUUCUUUUAAAAGCAUUAAUUGAACACUGGAGGAAACCAGCUGAACAGUUUCAUGAAUCACUUCAAAUUAUUUGUCCAUAUAUUCCCCUCAGAGUUUUUCAUUCUCUCUGGAGAAGACAAAUCUGCAUAAGCUAGUGCUUAAUCUAUAUAAAUAAUAUUUUAGUUUUUAAUGCGUAGUCUGUCGUAAUGUAUUGUUUUAUUACUUUUUGACUACUGUUACAGUAUUUUUGUAAGUCUGACUGAAACCUUUCUCUUUUAACACAAAAUAAGAUGUUAUUACACUUUCAAUGUCUUUACAAAAAAAAACGGAGUUAUGAAAAGAGUGUUUAUGUUCUGCAGACAGCUAGAUAUGUAAUAUAGUGUUUAUUUCUAUUUCCAGCACUGUCGCGUAAGAUGUUCUUGUAAAUAAUAACUGUAAUAUGCAUCACUGGUCAAUCCAUCCAUCUAUGUAAAUAAAAACAUUCUGCUAACUACUAAAACAAGAUGGAAACAACCAAACUAUGGGACGAGUGAAGGAACAAACAGCUCAUAAUCUACUUUUUUAUACAAGAAUAGAAGCUUUGAUGCAGUAAUACUUUUAUAAUUUUGUAUGUCCUUUUGCAUAAACUGUCUGCUACAUGAUAAAAAAAGCAUGUUUUCAUUUACCACUUGGACAAUGUUUCACUAUUUUUUAAGCAUGUUCUGUGUAUUAUUGAUGCUCGUGCUGCAAGAGAAUAAAAACUAGUCUGACAACA